AUGAACGACACUGACAACAACCGCAACAAAGGCCAUGACACGGAAGAGACUGCCACCUCAGAACGGCAGCAACAUGAGCAGAACAACCGCAGAAGAAAUAGCAGCGUAGUGAUUAGAUGCGUGCUGAGAUUGAAGGGCCUCACCUACACGAGUUUGGCAUCUAGGGUGUGCGAUGAAGAUGGCUCGCUCAUCUUCUCGAACCUUCAGGCCACUCUCGUGGAGGACAUCAAUCACUUCCUGGGCCUGAAGGUCAUGGAGUUCGAGUUGGGAACCUUUCAGCCCAGGGUGCUCCUUGCAGUUCUCUGCAUCUUCCUCUGGAAUCUGUGCGUCUUCAAAGAACUUCGCACCAUUUGGCAGCUCAUGAAGGUGAUCUUCCAUGUGCCGAAGGCCAGGGUGACUAGUUUCGGGACUGAUGUCCCACGGUUUGCGGCCUUGGCAAAGUCUCGCUGUGCCUUGAUGAGCGUGGUGUGCUUAGGGCGUGCUGUCAUCGCCAUGGUGCUCCUCAUUGCUGGCAGUGUCUGGUUGAUCCUUGAUUCCAUUGACCCCAGUCUGCGACGUGAGCUGCAGAAGUGGAGACUUGGUUUUCGUAAAGAUUUGGGACAUUGGGCAACGCACUCCGAGCUUCAUUGCAAGUACUCCAAGAUCAUAGGAAACGGCGACAUCAUGAAGCAGUUUCAGGAAGAAAGCAAUCGCAAGUGGCAGUGGCCCAAACAUUACGAAGCAAUCGCAAAGCCAGUCGCUAACAUCGAUGAGGGAUUGGAUAACGACAUGCAGUAUGACAUCAAUGCCGCAUGGUUUUCACUUCGGCGCAAGCGUGCGCUUGAGUGUCAAAGCUUCAUUGCCGAGCACCAGAAGCGUGCAUAUGCUUUCUUCGAAGAACGUGUGUCCCAUCAAUCUGCAAUGCGUGAUGAAUCUGAUUUGUGGACAGAAUGGACGACACAAAACGCUAGUUUGCUAUCGUCACACGUGAUAGCUCAGGCCAAACGCAGUUGCGCACACUUUGUCGAGUUGGUACUUCGCGAAGAAGUGCCCAAAGUCAGAAGCCGACUUCAGGAUGCAGAAGCCACCCGUGCUAAGCGGGAAGCAGCUGUGAUCGAAGCCGAGACAAAGUUUGAGCAGAUGGAUCCCCAACAGCUGAUCGCGAUGAUUGAGCUUGACAAGCAAGCAGUUGUGAUCAAACAAGCUGACGGCACAAAGAUCAAAGAGAUCUACCAGAACUACGUUGCAGACUUUGGCUACAAGAAUUCGGGGUGUUGGGUAGAAGACGAGAUGCAGCGCUUACUCGACACAGGAUUCCGGAAGCUCAGCCGUGAGGAAUAUGUUGGCAAAGCGUUUCAGGCGAGAUCUACGCUUGAAUUAGUUGCCGAGCGAGCCAAGCAAGAAGGAGUUCUGACAUCACGUGAAGCGCAUCUCAUUACCCAGAAUCUCUUCACAGCAGGUGAAGGUUCAUUUCGGUUGCGAGUGAAGUUGCACAAGGUGCCGAUGAAAGGACGUCCAAUUGCGAACCUUUCACAUUCUUGGCUUACGUCUGCAAGCUUGUAUCUGUGCGACCAACUUGUGCCAAUACAACAAUCAUUGGACUUUGCGGUUGCAAGCAGCACUGAGUUUCUCAGACAUAUGCCAGUUCAGGUACCCAGCAACUACGAGAUCGCCACUAUCGACAUUCAAAACCUGUAUCCAAGCAUCAACACUGACGACUUGAUCAGUUCAGUGCAACAAUCAGUCAGACUACACUAUGGCGAAAGUCAGAAAUCCAAGUUCAUUUGUCAGCUUCUUGAGAUUUUGCUCAGAAACCAAUAUGUGAAGCACCGCGGCGAAUGCUAUGAAGCAUUUGGCGUUGCCACCGGCAUACCGCCGGGUGUGUUCCUUGCAAAUCUCUAUGUGGGACAAGCUGACAGGGUUGUGUACAAUACCCAUCGCGAUGAAAUUGCUUUCUAUGCCCGAUUAGUUGAUGACUCUGUGGUAUGUGCAACAUGUGUGGAUGAUGUACACAACACCCUGAGUUCAUGGAAGCCCGAGCUUAAGUGGGACAUUACAAGCCGAGGAGGUCGAUCACAGCAUGGGGAAAACGCUGUCGCAUUUCUCGACUUACAGUUGUCACACAUAGACGGGCACAUGGUGUGGCAAACCCAUCGCAAAGAGUUGAACAGCUACUUGUAUGUGCCAGCCGCAAGCUGCCAUCCAAGAUCAGUGUAUGCAAGUACGAUUCAUGGUGAAGUUUGCCGAUUGUUGCGAACCAACAGCAGCAAAAACAACUUGAUCAAGCAUUUGAAGUUCUUUGCAGAGAAGUUUGCAAUGAGAGGUCAUUCCUACAUGGAUGUGUGGCGUUCCAUACAACUUUGUUUGCAGAAUGGUCGAAGAAAAACUCCAGACAUCAAGAAGGCCAAAAAGUUCUUUAUGUUCAUCAAGUACAGCCGUUCCGUUCCCAGCCAUGUAAUCAAAAGCUGCUUGAAGAAGCAUGCUGAUGAUUUGCGACGUGGUUUCAAAGAUCCCAUUUCCGUGAGCUUGGCAUAUACCGUACAGCCUAAUGUGUUCAAGCAUCAUUUUGUCGACAAUUGGCUAAUGGCCAGUCGAGACCAGUAG
This is a messenger RNA of Symbiodinium pilosum, 2583 nucleotides long. NCBI's taxonomy places the organism in Eukaryota, Dinophyceae, Suessiales, Symbiodiniaceae. The record is from the annotation of a GenBank genome assembly.